Nerophis lumbriciformis (worm pipefish) is the source of this 1848-nucleotide messenger RNA. The record is from RefSeq and is a predicted model, not a curated record. Lineage: Eukaryota; Metazoa; Chordata; Actinopteri; Syngnathiformes; Syngnathidae.
AGGCGACAAGCGACCAUUGGAAGAAUUCUUUUACCACAGACUACAGAUAAGAGAAGAAAAAUGUCCACUCCUCCACCAACCUCUUGUGAGUGGAUGCUCCUGGUUGAACAGAAGAAUAUAAAUGUUCGGGUGACAAGCAUGGAUGCUGAGCUGGAAUUUGCCAUCCUGCCCAGCACCACAGGCAAACAGCUUUUUGAUCAGAUAGUGAAAACUAUUGGGCUGAGGGAAACUUGGUUCUUCGGUCUUCAGUACCAGGACAGCAAAAGCUUCUCUACCUGGCUAAAGCUCAACAAAAGGGUGACUGCUCAAGAUGUGAAGAGAGACAACCCUCUGUUGAUUAAGUUCAGGGCAAAGUUUUACCCUGAGGAUGUUGCAGAGGAACUCAUCCAGGAGGCAACUCAACGUCUCUUCUUUCUGCAGGUAAAAGAGAGCAUCCUAAAUGACGACAUUUACUGUCCACCUGAGUCUGCUGUUCUAUUAGCCUCAUAUGCAGUUCAGGUCAAACAGGGAGACUUCAGGAAAGAUUAUCACGUACCAGGCUACCUAACACGAGAGAAGCUGCUUCCCCAAAGGGUUUUAGAGCAGCACAAACUGAAUAAGAAUCAGUGGGAGGAAAGAAUUCAAGUGUGGCAUCAAGAGCACAAGGGAAUGCUAAGGGAGGAUGCGAUCGUGGAAUACUUGAAGAUAGCCCAGGAUCUUGAGAUGUAUGGGGUCAAUUACUUCAGUAUCAAGAACAAGAAAGGAACUGAGCUGUGGUUGGGAGUGGACGCUCUAGGCCUCAACAUAUAUGACAAAAAGGACAAGCUAACCCCCAAGAUUGGCUUCCCCUGGAGUGAGAUCAGGAACAUUUCCUUCAAUGACAAGAAGUUCGUCAUCAAACCUAUUGACAAGAAAUCUCCGGACUUUGUUUUCUAUGUACCCCGUCUUCGCAUCAACAAACGUAUACUGGCACUGUGUAUGGGGAAUCACGACUUGUACAUGCGCAGACGUAAACCGGACACCAUCGAGGUGCAGCAGAUGAAGGCCCAAGCGAAGGAGGAGAAGAACAAGAGGCAGAUGGAGAGGGCUCUGCUUGAAAGUGAGAAAAAAAAGCGCGAAAAUGCUGAGAAGGAAACCGAGAAGAUUGCUCGUGAAACUAUGGAGCUGAUGGAGAGAUUGCGACAGAUUGAAGAGCAGACAAAGAGAGCUCAAGAUGAGUUGGAGGAGCAGACUCGCAGAGCGCUUGAGUUAGAGAAGGAGAAGGCACUUGCACAGGAGGAAGCUCAGAGCCUGGACAAUGACCACAGGGCCGCAAUGCAGGCUAAAGAGGCUCUGCUACAGCAUCCUCUAUCUGAGAUGAAGAGUCAGGACGAGCUGGCCACUGAGCUGGCAGAGCUUACAACGAAAAUCUCCCAGCUGGAGGAUGCCAAGAAGAAAAAAGACGAGGAGGCAAUGAGAUGGCAGAAAAGGGCGAUGAUGGUUGAAGCUGAUUUAGAGCGGACCAAAGAAGAGCUGAAGUCUAAAAUAAUGGGAAUCCACAUCCAGGAUUCUGUUCACACUCACAUGCAUGAUCACGACGAGACAGAUGAGAGCAGCGCGGAGGCGAGUGCUGAGUUAAUGUCUCCUGGCACUGUACGAGACCGCAGUGAAGAGGAAAGAAUAACAGAGGCCCAGAAGAACCAGAGACUGCAGAAAAAUUUGAAGUUCCUGAGUACUGAGCUUGCUCGAGCUGUGGACGAAAGCAAAAAGACCCCAAAUGACCUGAUCCAUGCUGAGAACGUAAAGGCUGGUCGCGACAAAUACAAGACCCUGCGUCAGAUUCGUCAGGGCAAUACCAAACAGCGCAUUGAUGAAUUUGAGUCCAUGUGA